This is a messenger RNA of Nylanderia fulva, 878 nucleotides long. NCBI's taxonomy places the organism in Eukaryota, Metazoa, Arthropoda, Insecta, Hymenoptera, Formicidae. The record is from RefSeq and is a predicted model, not a curated record.
AAUUCUAAAUACAUAUCUACUAGUGAAGAAGAGGAUGAUGAAAGUGACCAUUCUUUACGUCGACCACCAAAAAUUUCCACAUUUGCACAUGCGCUACAAGAUAAACAUAAAAAAUCUUUAACAUCAAUGCCAUCAUCAGUAUCUAUGACAUCAAAAGACCUACCAGAAACAGUAUCGCAACAAGACAUGAAUUCAGAUUCUUCUGAUAUUCCUGCACACAAUACUCCUAAUAGGAGAUUAAAAGAGAUAGAUUUUUUAAAUAGAACCACAAUACCAUCACUAUCUUUAAUUGUUUCCACAAACAUCAGUUCUCGAUCAGAAUCUGUAAAUUCAACUCUUAAUGAAGCAAAUGGAGUACCAUAUUUUCGUAGCCUUACUGAACAAAUUUUUACUGAAAUAAGAAAAGUGCGAGAACAAGUUAAAGAAAUGUAUGGAAUAUUGAAGCACUCCAACACUCAAGGUGGCAUGCUCUCUAUCCCAAAUAAUUGUCCUGUUGAGUUUCCAUUGAAAACACGCGAAGAAUUGCAACUAUUAGAAAAUUAUUUUAGCUCCCGUGAAAAUAAACACGCUGUGUCAUUGUUCUUCUCAACAUUAGGAGGUGACACUACUACUGCAAGAACUAAUAAAAUUUUAAAACACGUUUUAACUAACGAACUUGCGAAAGGUUUUAACUUUGCAGGACACAAAAAUAAGGAAGCUUUUGAGAAGCUUUCUUUGAAGACUGUGAUAAUCCGCGGUGUGCAAAUAAAAUCACCUUCAACCACAGAAAAAGAUAUUGAGGAUGCAAUCAAAACUUGGUUAAAACACGCUUCUGACAGAUUAAAGGAAAGUUUGAAAAAAAUAACAAAGAAAGGUUAUAAAAUUUAAAUAUUAUAUUC